Messenger RNA from Cynara cardunculus var. scolymus (artichoke), 3418 nucleotides. RefSeq names its product pentatricopeptide repeat-containing protein At5g27110-like. The coding region runs from base 1 to 2232 and encodes 743 amino acids. Gene Ontology annotation, molecular function: protein binding; RNA binding. Gene Ontology annotation, biological process: RNA modification. The record is from RefSeq and is a predicted model, not a curated record. Lineage: Eukaryota; Viridiplantae; Streptophyta; Magnoliopsida; Asterales; Asteraceae. The transcript has 3 exons.
AUGAGAUAUCUAUUGCAGGCUAAAAGUUCGACAUCCUUCUGCUCUCUCCGCACCUGUAGAACUAGGGCAGUCCAAAGCGAUAUUGCUGACAUCAAUCCUAGUUACUACCCACAAAUUCAUGUCCAGAAAUUGGUUGACUUCCUCCAUGAAUGUUCACGAGAAAGGUCAGUAAAAGAAGCAAAAGCAGUUCAUGGUUAUGUAUUAAAAUCCAAUUAUUCGGAUGAGAACUUGUUGAUAUUACUGAAUCAUGUAGCUCACACAUACUCAAAGUGCUCAAACUUGACAGAGGCUCGGGGAGUAUUUAAUACAAUGUGUGAAAGGAAUGUGUUUUCUUGGACUGUAAUGAUUACAGGCUCGACAGAGAAUGGGCUAUUUCAUGAUGCAUUCAGAUACUUCUGCAAGAUGCAAAAUUGUGGAAUAUUUCCUGAUGUGUUUGCAUAUUCUGCAUUUAUUCAGUUAUGUAUAGGUCUUGAUUGUUUUGAUUUGGGAAAAAUGGUACAUGCCCAGAUAAUCAUAAGAGGAUAUGCAUCACAUGUUCGUGUUAGCACAUCACUUCUUAACAUGUAUGCAAAGAUGGGAAGGGUCAAGGAUUCAUGGAAAGUUUUCACUAAUAUGACAGAACACAAUGAAGUCUCUUGGAAUGCUUUGAUUUCAGGUUUUACAGAAAAUGGCCUCCACUUAAAGGCGUUUGAUUAUUUUCUUGAAAUGAUAGAAACAGGAUUUACCCCAAAUAAGUACACUCUUGUCAGUGUUUUGAAGGCAACUGGGAAAUUGUGUGAUGCUGGUAAGGGAAAGCAUGUUCAUAAAUGUCUUUUGGAAUUGGAUAUGGAGUCUGAUGUUUUUGUGGGAACCGCGCUGAUUGAUAUGUACUCAAAAUGUGGGGCUCUAUCUGAUGCUAGAUCUGUUUUUGAAAUGAAUUUCAUCAGUUGUCCCCUGAACAUGCCUUGGAAUGCGAUGAUUUCAGGUUAUGCACAGUGUAAUUGCAGCCAAGAAGUUCUAGAACUUUAUGUCAAAAUGUGUCAACGUGAUAUAAAAUCUGAUAUUUACACUUACUGUAGUGUAUUUGCUGCAAUUGCGACUAUGAAGUGUUUGCUGUUAGGUAGACAGGUUCAUGGGAUGCUUUUGAAGUCCGGAUGUAACACUAUGGCCUUGAGUGUUAAAAAUGCAAUUAUAGAUUCAUACUCCAAAUGUGGGUCACUUGAAGACGUAAAAAAGGUUUUUGAUAGGCUGGAGGAAAGAGAUGUAGUGUCUUGGACAAUCAUGAUAAAUGCUUAUUCUCGGUGCUUUGAGUGGGAGGAAGCACUGGCCAUUUUCUCGCAGAUGAGAGAAGACGGUUUUACACCCAAUCAGUUCACAUUCUCUAACGCUCUUGUUGCAUGUACCAGUCUUUGUUUUCUGGAAUAUGGUCAACAACUCCAUGGGCUUCUAUUGAAAGCUGGAUGGGACACUGACAGAUGCAUAGAAAGUGCUUUGAUUGAUAUGUAUGCCAAGUGUGGCAGUAUAAGUGAAGCAAAGAUGGUCUUUGAGGCCAUACCCAACCCUGAUGUUGUUACAUGGACAGCCAUUAUAUCAGGUUAUGCACAGCAUGGUGAUGUUGUUAAUGCCCUCCAGCUAUUCAAGAAGAUGCAGCAGCUUGGUGUUGAAGCAAAUGCAGUGACAAUGUUGUGUGUUUUAUUUGCUUGUAGCCAUGGAGGUAGGGUAGAAGAAGGCCUUCACUAUUUCAAAAGCAUGAAAGAAGUUUAUUGUUUGGUCCCUCAAAUGGAACAUUAUGCUUGUGUUGUUGAUAUGUUAGGUCGCGUUGGCCGCCUAAAUGAUGCAGUCGAGUUUAUAAAGCAAAUGCCUAUGGAACCAAAUGUAAUGAUUUGGCAGAACCUACUAGGAGCAUGUAGGGUUUACGGGAAUACUGAGUUGGGAGAGAUAGCCGCAAGGAAGAUAAUUUCCAUCAAUCCACAUGAUUCAUCUCCUUAUGUGCUUCUUUCUAAUACAUAUGCACAAAUAGGGAGUUCUAGACAAGGACCUGGAUUGAGAAAUGUGAUGAAAGAGCGAGGUGUUAAGAAGGAGCCAGGAUAUAGUUGGAUAUCUGUUAGAGGUAGAGUCCAUAAAUUUCAUGCACAAGAUCAGGAACAUCCAGAAAAAGACGAUUUAUAUUUUAUGUUGGAUGACUUGAGGGAAAAGAUAAAGGCUAUGGGUUAUGUACCAGAUUUGAGAUACGCAUUGGAAAGUGGUUCUUAAACUAGAAGGAAUACAAAAAUUCCUUUAGAAGUUUUCAUCAACAAGAAACUAGUCUUUUAUCACUGUGUACUCCUAUACUGAGCACACUUAGCUAUUCUUCUCCAUCCAUUCUACAACUACAAGUAAUACUCAUGAUCCGAUACAAAGAUGAAGAACAGAAUUCAGAAUUGUUUGCACAAAGCUAAGAGUUUCCCAACCAAUGUAAGUUUUGAGGUCCUAGCACAUCCUAGUUCCUUCAUCACCUUGUCGUUGAGAGCCAUCAUAUACCCGUAAAGCAAGAACCCAAGGUAAAUAUAUGCCAGAAAGAUGUAUAGCUAGUUGCCAAGUGUUGGUGGCCAAACAGGUCCCAAGGAUGCACAUAUAGCUGUUAUGGAUCCUGAGCAGGUUCCUAAACACAUGUACUGAUGUACAUGUACAUAUCACUAUCCCAGAUAAGCAAGAAGAAUGAGCAAGGUAUGGAAACCGUCACUGUAAUAAUCAGUGCUGUUUGUGGCAAGAUAUGCUCUUCCCUGAAACAAGCAGCAGAUAGAAGUCCUAACUUUUUUGAGGCAGGGCUUCGGGCAUUAAUUUGUUCAGGCACAACGUUUUCUUUGGGCAAUAUCAUACUGGGAACCAGUCAUGUUGUGGAGUCUGUGAACUUCGUGAAGAUCAUAAUGGAUUUAUUUUUUCACUCAGUGCUCAAUAGAGGGAUGGUUUUCCGCUAAGCAUAUUAUAAUGAAACAAUGGAAGGUAUGACAAAAUCUUUCUUACAAGGGUUAGUCAAGAACUUGUAAGUUACAAAUUCACAUGUUGCUUCUCUUUCUUUCCUAUAUGACUGUUUCAUGAUGUAUUAUGCUAGAAGUAUGUGUGUUUGGGAAGGGGGCUAUAUAAAGGCUGCAAAUAAUAUGCUCUAUGCUCUGAAUAGUGACAUUUGUUUUAUGUUGCAUUAACUUAUAUUAUUUUUAGCCUAUAUGAUGGUUAAGAUUAUUGGCUAAGCAGACGUGUUAGGUGCUUGUAUUGUUUUUUGAGCUGGGGUUUAUCAUUCAUGUUUAUGGCUUUUGGCUGCAGCCCGGGAAGAAGAAAAAGCUUGGAGGGCUUGUUUGUUUGGCUUAUCUUUAUUGUGUUUCUUAUGUGAACUUUUAUAUGUGAUAUCACUUUCAAAUUCAAAAAGAUAGGAGAAGUUUAGUUCAGGGUCCAAGUUAGCCAC